Rattus norvegicus (Norway rat) is the source of this 8915-nucleotide messenger RNA. RefSeq names its product contactin 4 (gene Cntn4). NCBI's taxonomy places the organism in Eukaryota, Metazoa, Chordata, Mammalia, Rodentia, Muridae. The record is from RefSeq and is a predicted model, not a curated record. Gene Ontology annotation, biological process: neuron projection development. Gene Ontology annotation, cellular component: plasma membrane; extracellular region.
UAUAUAAGAAAUACUCAAGUUAAUAAAAUAAAAAAAAGUUUUCUGUUUAUAUUGGAAGAAAAGUGGAAAGUUCUUAGGGGAAGUAUUGUUGGUCACUUUUUGUAUGAUAAAAAAAAUUAGCAGUUACGUUUCAGUUUUUAUAACUGUAAGAAAUACCCCUUCUAAGGCAAUGUUAUUACUAUACACAUAAAAAGACACAUACAUACAUACAUACAUACAUGCAUGCAUACAUACAUACAAACGUACACAGUACAUACAUACUGCAUACAUAGAAACAUACAUUUAUAAAAUUAAUACGAUCAUUUUACCAAAAUAUCUGAAACAACUAUUUGCAGAUGUGGCACCAUUUAAGUCAUAGGAUGGUUUAGUGUCAUUUUGACAUAUUUUAACAUGAAUUGUUUUCCCUGGAGAAUUUUAAUUGUCUGAACCCAGCCCCUCAUGGUUAUUGUUGCAGAAAUAUGAUAGACUUUUGGAAAUGAGCAUGGCCACAGAUUGAGUUACAUGGAUUCGAACCUUUAACAUGUAUCUUGUUGUAUGAUUAUGGGUCUCAUUACUUCUUUUUGGAAAAGAAAUUUUAGUCUGUGCUAUAUAGAUUGCCAUUCCAGUGGGUGUUCUGAGCAGCAAUUAUUGAAAACACUCCCUUCUUUUGAAAAUUUGUACCCAGCUGGAGGAAAGUCAUAGUUGUCUCAGCUUUUGACUCUGACUUUUAGUGAGAGAAAUGAAGAAGAGGAAAAUAUGUCCCCUUUCGAGGGGAGGCAAUGAGCAAUUGUAUGCACAUCUGGUGACUUACUGCUCAAGACUCCAAAGCAUUUAAAAAUAUUGAUUAAGUCUCAACCUGUUGGGAAAUUGUUGCCAGAACUUUCCUUUUGUCCCUAGAAUUGCUGAGGCUCUGAGCUUUAUUUAACUUGCUGAAUCUUGUGUUAUGGCCAGAAAAAGACCUCAGGAGCCCUGUUCCCUGGGUUCUUAUUAUUCUUGACAAGAGUUGUUAAAAUUGCAGGCUUUUCAACAUACAAACAAAAGCAGAAUCAUACAAUUUCAAAGCAAAGAUGUAUGGACAUAUACCACACACACACACACACACACACACACACACACACACACACGCAUACACGCACACAUGUAAAUAUUUUGAAAUAGAUUCAGACUCAGAUAUAUUGUUUUGUGUUUGCAACAAUAAUUAAUCGUAGUUACUGUUUGGGGUUUUCCCUGUCUCUCUUCGGCAUAUUUAUUUCAGCAUUAAUUGGCUUAACAUGAAAUCAAAAAGUGUUACAGGUUUAGCCUUUUAUUCUAAACCACUUCAUGUUUUAAGUAAUGUGUCUCAAGGGAAAGAUGCAUGAAGCAUCCAUGGUAGUUAGAAAUUAUCACCUGCCAUUAAAAAUAAGUGCAAAGCAUAUGAUGUCAAGGUGAAUGUAUCACAUGCCAUAAUCAAUGAUGAAUCAAAGUAAUUACCAUCCAAGCGGAGCAUGAAUGGAACCCAAAACCAAUUAAGCUAUUUAUUUCAACUGUACCACUAAAUAAACACUUUAGAAUUUUAAUUUGCUCCUCUUUUUAUCUGCUUCAGGAGUACGUUUUGCUUAUAUGACGGAGACGUACAAUUGCUAUUUAAUUAACCUAUUUUUGUCAACACCUCACAGAAGUAGAGGUGUUUAAGUCUCAAUAACGAUGAUCCUGAUAAGAAUAACAAAUGUGAAAUCUUUUACCAGUCAGUUUUACAAUGUUCCACCAAACUGCAACACCCAAAGAAUAAAGGAAGUAGGUUGACUUAAUAAAACUGACUUGGAAAUACUUGCAAAUACAUGUUGAACCAAUUUGAGGUAAUUAAGUUCAGGACAAUAUUAGCAGAGUUUAAUUGCCAUCCCUUUGUUCCUGACACAGCGCUGUGCUCUGUUACAACUAACUAACAAGAGGGUUGCAGUGCUGGAGUUGAUGAGGAUGCUGGGCUAUCUGGGAAAUGCAUCCGUAGGAGAGCCACUCAUCUAGUUACUAACAGAGUCAUCAUGGAGUCUUGAUCUACCUAUCACCCGUUGUCUAAGGUCAGCGUCAAAGCCCUGAAGACAGAUGGAUUUGUGGUGACGUUGAGGGCAAACACAAAUGUUUUCAAUGGGAGACAAACUAGUGACAAGGUUGGCCACCCCUCUAUUAUUAGUUCGCAUAGGAAGAGAGGCUGGAACAACUCAAAGCAGAUACUGUGCUGCAGGCGGAACUUAGUGGGCGAGCACCUGCCCUGGGCCUGAUCCUCAGGGUGAGUAGAAAACAAACAAAAACCACUUAGGUUAAAUAAAGCAGGAUUCUACCCAUAAAAACACAGUGGUCUGGUCAUUGGCACGAAGGUGGCAAACUUUGACCCUGCACUUUGAAGUUUCUUGAGUAGACAUUUUUAGUUAUAGUUCCAGGCCUACCCCAACCUGCCCUUUGUUUACCCUUUCACAUAUUCCCCAAGCUUUCAGAGCUUUAAGCUUUCUAAACUACAGCUUAGAGGACCCUGGAUUCUGUACCCGCUGUGGCAAACCCAAGUCACCACUUUCAAAUUGGGUAAUCAAAACUUCAUUCCAUAGCCCUGAGUUAAUAGUGAUCCUCCUGCAUCAGUCUCUAGAGUGUUGUCUAUUACAUUCCACUGAGAAGCCCGCCUUUUACUUCUUGGAACCGUCUUAGAAUGCCAGCUCCAGAAGUCCUCCCUGGGCUGGGCCAAUGUCUUUUACAGCAUAGAUAGCUGUGGGUUGUGUGUUUUGCUGAAAGGAUGAACAGGUUUGACCUGAGAUCUGAGUUGAUUUCCUACUCAAGUUCCUUGUGAGAGGGAUACAUGGAUGUGUUAUGAAAAUCAAGACACAGAAGUGUCAUGAUGUAGAUCACCUGUGUUUUCCCAGUAAAAUGUGUGUUCCGAUGUGUAUUUUCCCUUCUCAAAGAAGCUUUUUAACUACAGGUACUUUGCACGUGGUGGGAGUUCCAUGUGCAGGCACACUAGCCUUUUAAAAAGUGACACAUGUUUUCAAAAGAAUGUUUAGACCCCAAACCCAGACUUUCGUCAAAUUUACAUAAAUGUCUUCAAGGACUGGAAAGGAGUCCACAUAAGCGUCAUCAAGAGUAGCAGAAUUUCGGAUAAGUAUAGGAAAUAUGCCCCAUUUAAAAAUACAUUCAGAUUCUAAAAUCUCCCUCUUGCCAAAGCAAACCAGUUUAUAAGCUUCUGGCUUGUAAGACCCGGGUGCGUUUUGCCAUGCAGAUGCAAUACAAGAGCCUGCAUCAGCUGCUCCUUUUAGAUUCCCAGGGAUUUCCAAGAAGCCUGCCGGACCCUCUGCAUGAACAUCCCGUUCCUUGGUCAUUAGAGAAGUACAUUUAGGUAUGGAAAACACACCAUAGGGAAGGGAUUUAAUCCGACCUGUCUUCCCACAGACAAAACUGGAAAAGAAUACACACAAACACAUUGCAUCAAAUCCGUAGGGGAAAUAACGCUGCAGCCUGCAGCCGCUCAGGGAGAUGCUGAGAAACCAGAACAGACAAACCAAAUCAUCGUAGGGCAAACCCACCAUAUGUAGCAAACAACCAGUGCAAUUAUAUUCUGCAGUUGAGGAAUUACAUAAAUUGCCCACUGGGAAGGAAGCCUUAAUCUCCACCCCUCCCAGGAAAUCUACAGACAGCUGUGCGCUGUCGCUGUGUCUUUCUGAAAGGUUGAACACAUUUGAUCUGAGAACCAACUUGAUUUCCUAAUCAGGUUUGAUGUGAGAGACCGGUUAUGGAUGUAUGUGAUUCUCCCGGUGUGCGUCUUUGAUUCAUACGCUAAUUACGUCGAUCCUUUGGGGAGCACAACCACGGAGCUGGGUCCUCCUUGAUUAAUGCUGGCAGAGAGCCAUGCAGCGCGCAGUGGAGAGCCGCUCAGCAGCUUCAGUCCCAGCUGAGAAUAUGGUCCCAUUAUCUCCCAGCUGCCUAACCAGUCCAUAAGGGCCUGUUCUGCGUGGAUGAUCAGUGUAGUGGAAGGAGGGACUCGCUGAGAGCUGAAAUCUCUGUUUGAUUUGCUGUAACACGUAAGACGAACCGGGAAGUUUUACUUUACAGUCCAUUAAAGGUUGCACAAAGCUUAAAAGGAACAGAAGCAGCAGUUCUAUUCACUUGUUAUUGGACUUGAAACUCCUUUGACCUCGGAAGCUGAAGAUGAGGUUGCCAUGGGAACUGCUAGUGCUGCAAUCAUUCAUGUUGUGCCUUGCAGAUGACUACACACUACAUGGCCCAGUUUUUGUUCAAGAGCCAAGUCAUGUCAUGUUUCCUUUGGAUUCUGAGGAGAAAAAAGUGAAACUGAGUUGCGAAGUUAAAGGGAAUCCAAAGCCUCACAUCAGGUGGAAGUUAAAUGGAACAGAUGUUGACAUUGGUAUGGAUUUCCGCUACAGUGUUGUUGAAGGCAGCUUGUUGAUCAAUAACCCCAAUAAAACCCAAGAUUCUGGAACGUACCAAUGCAUAGCAACAAACUCGUUUGGAACAAUUGUAAGCAGAGAAGCAAAGCUUCAGUUUGCAUAUCUUGAAAACUUUAAGACAAGAACAAGAAGCACAGUGUCAGUCCGUCGAGGUCAGGGAAUGGUCCUCCUGUGCGGCCCGCCACCCCAUUCUGGAGAGCUGAGCUACGCCUGGAUCUUCAAUGAACACCCUUCCUAUCAGGAUAACCGCCGCUUUGUUUCUCAAGAGACUGGCAAUCUGUAUAUUGCCAAGGUGGAAAAAGCUGACGUUGGUAAUUAUACGUGUGUGGUUACCAAUACUGUGACCAGCCACCAGGUCCUGGGACCGCCUACACCACUAAUCCUGAGAAAUGAUGGGGUGAUGGGUGAAUAUGAACCCAAAAUAGAAGUACAGUUUCCAGAAACUGUCCCGGCUGAGAAAGGAUCAACAGUCAAGCUGGAAUGCUUUGCCUUAGGAAACCCAGUCCCAACUAUUCUAUGGAGAAGAGCUGAUGGGAAGCCGAUAGCAAGGAAAGCCAGAAGACACAAGUCCAGUGGAAUUCUGGAAAUUCCCAAUUUUCAGCAGGAAGAUGCUGGUUCCUAUGAAUGUGUGGCCGAAAACUCCAGAGGCAAAAACAUAGCAAAGGGACAGGUGACUUUUUAUGCUCAACCUAACUGGGUUCAAAUAAUAAAUGAUAUCCACGUGGCCAUGGAAGAGAGUGUCUUCUGGGAAUGUAAAGCAAAUGGGAGGCCCAAGCCUACCUAUAGGUGGCUUAAAAAUGGUGACCCACUGUUAACACGGGAGAGAAUACAGAUCGAGCAAGGAACACUCAACAUAACAAUAGUGAAUCUCUCAGAUGCCGGCAUGUACCAGUGUGUGGCAGAGAAUAAACAUGGAGUUAUCUAUGCCAGCGCUGAACUUAGUGUAAUAGCUGAAAGUCCAGAUUUUUCGAGAACACUCUUAAAAAGAGUAACACUUGUCAAAGUGGGUGGUGAAGUUGUCAUUGAGUGCAAGCCGAAAGCAUCCCCAAGACCUGUCUACACCUGGAGAAAGGGAAGAGAAAUAUUAAGAGAAAAUGAAAGAAUUACCAUUUCUGAAGAUGGAAACCUCAGAAUCAUCAAUGUCACUAAGUCUGACGCUGGAAGUUAUACCUGCAUAGCCACUAACCAUUUUGGCACUGCCAGCAGCACUGGGAAUGUGGUUGUGAAAGACCCAACAAAGGUGAUGGUUCCCCCUUCCAGCAUGGAUGUCACUGUGGGAGAAAGCAUUGUUCUUCCAUGCCAGGUGACACAUGAUCACUCACUGGACAUUGUCUUUACUUGGACAUUUAAUGGACACUUGAUAGACUUUGACAAAGAUGGAGACCACUUUGAAAGAGUUGGAGGGCAGGAUUCAGCUGGUGAUUUGAUGAUCCGAAACAUCCAACUGAAGCAUGCUGGGAAAUAUGUCUGCAUGGUCCAAACAAGUGUGGACAAACUCUCUGCUGCUGCGGACCUGAUUGUAAGAGGUCCUCCAGGUCCUCCUGAGGCUGUGACCAUAGACGAAAUCACAGACACCACUGCUCAGCUGUCCUGGAGACCUGGACCUGACAACCACAGCCCCAUCACCAUGUAUGUCAUCCAAGCUAGGACUCCAUUCUCCGUGGGCUGGCAAGCAGUCAGUACAGUUCCAGAACUCGUUGAUGGGAAGACAUUCACAGCAACUGUGGUGGGUUUGAACCCCUGGGUUGAAUAUGAAUUCCGCACUGUUGCAGCUAAUGUGAUUGGCAUUGGGGAACCCAGCAGGCCCUCAGAGAAACGGAGGACUGAAGAGGCUCUCCCCGAAGUCACCCCGGCUAACGUCAGUGGUGGUGGAGGCAGCAAGUCUGAACUGGUUAUAACCUGGGAGACAGUCCCUGAGGAAUUACAGAAUGGCAGAGGCUUUGGUUACGUGGUAGCCUUCCGGCCACAUGGCAAAAUGAUCUGGAUGCUGACAGUGCUGGCUUCAGCUGAUGCCUCCAGAUACGUGUUCAGGAAUGAAAGCGUGCGUCCAUUCUCUCCCUUUGAGGUUAAAGUGGGUGUCUUCAAUAACAAAGGGGAAGGCCCUUUCAGUCCCACCACCCUGGUGUAUUCUGCUGAAGAAGAACCCACCAAGCCACCAGCCAGUAUCUUUGCCAGGAGUCUUUCUGCCACAGAUAUCGAAGUUUUCUGGGCCUCCCCUAUUGGGAAGAACAGGGGACGGAUUCAAGGUUAUGAGGUAAAAUAUUGGAGACAUGAUGAUAAGGAAGAAAAUGCUAGAAAAAUACGAACAGUUGGAAACCAGACAUCUACGAAAAUCACCAACUUGAAAGGGAAUGCUCUGUACCACCUAUCUGUCAAGGCUUAUAACUCAGCUGGGACAGGACCCUCCAGUGCAGCAGUCAAUGUCACGACCAGAAAGCCACCACCAAGCCAACCCCCUGGAAACAUCAUAUGGAAUUCAUCGGACUCCAAAAUUAUCCUGAACUGGGAUCAAGUGAAGGCCCUGGAUAAUGAGUCAGAAGUAAAAGGAUACAAAGUCUUGUACCGAUGGAACAGGCAAAGCAGUACAUCUGUCAUUGAAACGAACAAAACGUCAGUGGAGCUUUCUCUACCUUUCGAUGAAGACUACAUCAUAGAGAUCAAGCCAUUCAGUGACGGAGGAGAUGGCAGCAGCAGUGAGCAGAUCCGAAUCCCAAAGAUAUCAAAUUCCUAUGCAAGAGGAUCUGGGGCUUCUACCUCCAAUGCGUGUACACUGUCAGCCAUCAGUACAAUAAUGAUUUCUCUCACAGCCAGGUCUAGUUUAUGACAAAAGUUAUCUAAAGGACUCACUAUUUAUAAUAUAAGCAACAUUUAGCUAGUUGUUUUGAAGACACCCAGUACUAAGUAAUAUUGUUGUUCAAGUACAUCUUAUUACUGGAAAAAAAUGUUUUUUGCUUCGUUAGGAAUGGCAUUAUACAGUACUUCCUCAAAGCAAAUCUAGCUUUGUCUGAAGUUUCUUUGGAAACUCUGCAAUGCACUGAAGACAUCUGUAAUAUGAUGUUACCAAAGCAGUUUACAUAUGUCCUUAUAUGCAUAUUUUUUAUUAUAUAUUUAGUGUUUUAUAGAAUUUUUUAAAGUUAACAUAUAAUGUAGAUAUUGUUUUUUUUUCUUCCUCUGCUGUAAAAUGCUCUGGGCAACACAACCACACAAUUAUGAUUUGAGACGAUUUCCUUUAAGGACAGAGUUUGAAAAUCAUCUCAGUAGAUGAAUUACAAUUGACUUGUACAGUUUUACAAGGAUCUGGUGUCAAAACAUCUAGAGACUGGGUCUGUAACUCAAGGCUGCUGUAUAUAAAUUAUUCCUUGAAUGGUUAAUGCAUUGAAUCGAGUCCCCUUGACAUAUGUGAUAUGUUUUCCCACCCUGUUGUGAAUUUUGUUGCUCAACACAAUUUGAAAUGGUUUCAGGAGCUACACAUCCCCAAAAGCUAAACUUCCCAGCCCAUGAGGCACCUUGUGCAAUCCUCCCAUCCCUGAACUUAGCAUUGUCUGGUAAGACUUUAUUUGAGCACCGUCCUUGUGGUAGCAUUAUCUUAGGCAUUGAAUUUGAAGUUACAUAUCCUGUAGUAACAUAGAUGAAAAGUUACUAUAGUCAAAUGAGUCUUUCAUGGCAUAAAAGGUAAUUUUACUCUUUAGACAUAUCUGUUUUGAAUGUAAAUUUUUUAAAACUCCUGUCGAUGCAUUUAUAAUUUCAAGAUUUCUUAGAUACCAUGUAUAAUUGUAAUGAUAGAGUCCUUCUUUUGAAUGACAAUAACAUAUGUAAUUUGAAAACUUUUUCCUACUUUAGCAGAUAGCUGCUACAAAGAAUUUUACAUAUAACUCUCUAAACUAUCAGUAGUCCAUGUGCAUUGGACCUUGAUGUCUCUCCCAUUUUGCAGUAGCUAGUUUGGUUGCUUUAUAAGCUUUACCUUCUAAAUCUUAAAGUCAUACAAUGAAAGAUGGCAAUAUCAACAAAACCUUAUUCUUAUGAAAAGAACUAUUUAUUAUGAUGGGGGAUGUUUUGUAAGCUGACAAGGGUGGAACAUAGAAGGCAAUGGGAUUUCCUAUAAAGCUUUUCAUGUGAAAACACGCAAUCACCUUUUUAGUCUUUCUUGGAGAGCUCACGAUUGCCUGUAAUUUGUCAUUUUUUGCUUACACACAUAACAUAGCUUUUCAACCUGCUAAUUAUAUUCAUCCAAUAAAGUCAUCAUCAAAAUUCCAUUUGUGUAAAAAUUAGGAUGCUAACAGGGAAAAUAUUGUCAGUAUUUCAACUGUGUUCCUUUCUUACUUUGAUAUGGCUUACUUCUAUGUUCAAAUACGAUUUAAAGUCACAUGCAAAAAAAUCAACUAAAUAAUAAAAUGAAUGAAAAAAGCCUGAUACCCCAGGUAAGCCCAAUCCCAGUGUAAAUGAUAUCUACCAGUGAUCUAGCAUAUGUAAUCUUUUUAAAGGUAUUGUUAAUAAAUAUUCUGUCGUUUGUAAAAA